UAGUCGACGUGAGCCGGUACAUCAAGUACACAGAGGCAAAUUUAAAAAAAAAGCUUAAAAAAUUACCUCCUGCCUUGAAUUUUUAAUAAGUGAAACUAAAAAUAUAAUCUAAUUAAAAUUAAAUUGUGUAUAUAAAUUAUUUAUCUAUUAUUUAAUCAUACUUGAAUGAUGUUGAUUAUUAAAAAAUUAAAAUAUAUUUAAAUAAUCAUUUUUUUAUUUAAAUAAUAAUAUUAUUCACGAGGCUUGUGUGACAGGAAGUUAACGAUACUUGGGGAGCCCUUUUCACUGGAUCAUCAUCACUUGCUGCUGACCUGGUCUUCAUUGCAUUUAAUAAAAAUGAAUAAGUUAAUUUUUUUAAUAUUCUGUAUCAUCGCAAGUAUCCACAAUUCUGUUGCCCUUCGUCAAGGUUCAGUCGACUAUGAAGAUGUAUCAUUUUGGAUGAAAUCUGGACAGGAUAAUUUACAAAGAGUUCUUUCAAUGAAAAAUAUUGAAAAACGUGCUAAAAAUGUUAUUGUAUUUAUUGGUGAUGGUAUGGGAAUGGCAUCAAUAACAUCAGGAAGAAUAUUUACCGGUCAAAGAAAAGGAUACAGUGGUGAAGAAUAUAAACUUGUUUUUGAAAAAUUUCCAAACACUGGAUUUUCCAAGACAUAUAAUGUAGACAAACAAGUACCAGAUAGUGCUGCAACAGCUACAGCAAUAUUUUCCGGCGUCAAAAAUCGCUACAAGGUCAUAGGAUUAGAUGGAAAAGCUGUAUUAGAUACAUGUGACAAAAGUACUAUUGAAGAAAGAAAAUUAACGACCGUUGCUGAUUGGGCACAGGCAACUGGAAUGGAUACAGGUUUUGUUACGACAACUAGAAUAACUCAUGCAACACCAGCUGCACUUUAUGCACAUGUUAAUAAUCGUGAUUGGGAAUGUGACAGUAAUAUACCAAGGGAACAUAAAAAUUGUGCUAAAGAUAUUGCACGUCAACUAAUUGAAGAUGCACCUGGUAAUCAUUUCAAAGUAAUGCUUGGUGGUGGUGCACAAAAUUUAGGUCAUACAUUGAAUGAUAAAAUUGAUGGAGAAUCUUGUAUACGAGAAGAUGGAAAAGAUUUAACUCAAAUAUGGAAAAAAUUUAAUCCAGAUGGUAAAUUUGUAACAAAUACUGCUGAAUUAAUGUCAAUUGAUAUUCAAAAUACACAAAAAGUAUUGGGAUUAUUUUCAUCUAGUCAUUUGCCAUAUCGUGAAGUGAGUACACCAGAAAUUCCAACACUAGCCAACAUGACACUCCAGGCAAUAAAAAUGUUGAAAAAAAAUAAAAAUGGAUUUUUCUUAAUGGUUGAAAGUGGAAAAAUUGAUAUAGCACAUCAUAAAAAUUAUGCACGUUUAGCAUUACGUGAAGUAACUGAACUUGAUGAAGCAGUUAAAGUUGCAUUGAGUCAAGUUAAUAUUGAAGAAACAUUAAUUAUUGUAACUGCUGAUCAUUCACAUGCAUUUACAAUGAAUGGUUAUCCAACUCGUGGUAAUGAUAUACUUGGUUUUGCAAAUAAUAAAUCAGAUAAAAAUGUUAAACCAUAUGAAACAUUAACAUAUGCUAAUGGACCUGGUUAUUGGCAUCAUAGAAUAAAUAAUACAAAUUCAACUUCAACAUGGAUUGCAGUUGAAGAUGAUCAAACUAGAAAUAAUCCAUUUUAUCAAUUUUUUUCUGGUAUGCCACUUAAAGAUGAUACACAUGGAGGUGAAGAUGUUGGAGUAUAUGCUAUUGGACCUUAUUCACAUCUUUUUCGUGGUACAUUUGAACAGAAUUACAUUGCUCAUGCAAUAGCGUAUGCAAGUUGUCUCAAAGAUUGGCCAUCACAUUGUGAUCGUGCAUAUAACCGUUUUUUCUAUGAACUAUCUGGUGCUGAAACUUCCUGCAAAUCUUCAUUUACUUAUUUUGUAUUAUUAAUUUCUCUACUUGUUGUUUUACGUCUCACUUGAAAAUAUUAAAAGCUCAUAGUUUAAUUAUGAUUUUAAAAAAUACAACAACAGGAUAGAUAAAAUUUAUAAAAAAAAAAAACAAUUUCAAGGUAGUAUUUAAACCUUGAAAAAAAAUGAAAAAUAUUAAUAAUAAUAAGCCAAGAAGAAUUACAUUUAAUUAAAUUUUUUUUUUUUUUUUGUUUUUUAGUCUUAAAAAAAGUUAAAUAUUUUUUAAAACAACAAGAUAAUAAUAAUUUAUAUUUUACAAGUUAAAAUUAUUGCUGUUAAUUUAAUAUUAUUUUUUUUUUUCUAUUUUAUAACAAAAAUAAGAUUUUUUUUUUUAUUUUUUAUUUUUCUUUAUUUGUGAAUAUCAAUUAUAAAUAAAAUUACAAGUCAAAAAAAAAAUUAUACCAAAUUGAGUAUUAUAAAAUUUAAUUACCGGAUAUUUUUUUUUUACCACACGAAAAAAGAAAAAAAAUUAAAUUGAACAAUACAAAAGUUCUAUAUGUAAAAAAAAAACCACUUGAAAAAAAAAAAAAAUUAAAUUUUAUACUAUAAUUAAAAUAAAAAAAGUUGAAUAAUUAUUUGUAUAAA
Aphidius gifuensis is the source of this 2535-nucleotide messenger RNA. RefSeq names its product alkaline phosphatase 4-like. Gene Ontology annotation, molecular function: alkaline phosphatase activity. Gene Ontology annotation, biological process: dephosphorylation. The coding region runs from base 337 to 1962 and encodes 541 amino acids. Lineage: Eukaryota; Metazoa; Arthropoda; Insecta; Hymenoptera; Braconidae. The record is from RefSeq and is a predicted model, not a curated record. The transcript has 8 exons.